AUGCUCCCCUUUUUGCGAAUGUCGUCCUCCGGUGCUCACAAAUGGACCCUCUCAGAUGUGACGGCGCGAGAAGAGCAGAGUGAUCAAGGCCUGUUCCUGAUGGGCAAGUCGCCAGACACCUUUUGCGAUGUGAUCGCCACAGGGAUACCUGACGGUGUCGGCGUCCACUUCCACCCACCAAAGUUUCUCAAGCCAGGGGACUUGGUCGAGGUAUCCGUGACUGGACUGCGAAAGCUCAGGAAUCGGGUCUCAGACACCAGGCCCAAUGCCCUAGCAACGCAGCCCAGGUCCCGUCUUCCAAUAUACAGUCUGGAGCGCACGUGGGGUGCAGCCGGAUUGACCCGCGUGGGAGACAAGAUGAUCAACGUGCGAGAGAUCGGAUCACGGCCUGGUAAUACAAUCGUCUUCAUCCAUGGCCUGGGAGCUUCAUUGGAAUACUGCAUUCUGCUGAUCCUGGAAGCUGGUCUGGAAGCGAGAUAUCGCAUCAUUCUCUGCGAUCUGGAAGGACACGGACUGAUCAUGCCCGUGCUACUAGUCGCAGGGCAAGACGACAAGAUCUCGUCGACGACCCUGGCCGAGUCGUACGCCAAGCGGCUGCCAGAUGCAACGUUGGAAGUCCUCGAAGGUGUGGGCCAUUGGCAUGUCACCGAAGACAUCGCCGCCGUGACGAGAGUCCUGCGUGGCUUUCUGUGA
Molecule: messenger RNA, 693 nt
Organism: Cladophialophora bantiana CBS 173.52
Lineage: Eukaryota; Fungi; Ascomycota; Eurotiomycetes; Chaetothyriales; Herpotrichiellaceae
Exons: 3
Coding region: 1-693 (230 amino acids)
Molecular function (GO): acetylpyruvate hydrolase activity
Source: RefSeq, a predicted model, not a curated record